This is a messenger RNA of Scylla paramamosain (green mud crab), 4371 nucleotides long. It is a transcript of the gene Smurf, whose product is annotated as E3 ubiquitin-protein ligase SMURF1-like. Gene Ontology annotation, biological process: negative regulation of BMP signaling pathway; protein polyubiquitination; proteasome-mediated ubiquitin-dependent protein catabolic process. The transcript has 15 exons. Gene Ontology annotation, molecular function: protein binding; ubiquitin protein ligase activity. Lineage: Eukaryota; Metazoa; Arthropoda; Malacostraca; Decapoda; Portunidae. The record is from RefSeq and is a predicted model, not a curated record. Gene Ontology annotation, cellular component: cytoplasm. The coding region runs from base 101 to 3415 and encodes 1104 amino acids.
CAAGUGUUGUGUCCCGCGGUGUGGUGGUCAGUGUGUGAGAGGACGUGUGAGGGGGAGGUCGAUGGAGGUGAUGGUGACAUUGUAGUGGUUUAUUCGUAAAAUGGCUAACCCGGCGCCCCAAAGAAGGACUGGAGCGAUGAAAAUACGUCUCACAAUCAUGUGCGCCAAGAACCUGGCCAAGAAGGACUUCUUCAGCGUGCUUGCAGGUUUGCCGGACCCGUUCGCCAAGAUCAGCGUGGAGGGCUCCGGGCAGUGCCACACCACAGACAUCUGCCGCAACACCCUCGACCCAAAAUGGAACCAGUACUAUGAUCUAUAUGUUGGUAAACGCGAUGGCAUCACGAUCAGUGUGUGGAACAGACGGAAGAUCCACAAGAAGUCUGGCAGUGGGUUCCUGGGAUGUGUUCGCUUGAUGGCCUCCGCGAUACACAGGCUCAAGGACACCGGAUACCAACGCCUUGAACUCACCCGUGUUGGGCACGAUGACUGUGAGCCAGUGAGGGGUCAGAUAGUGGUGUCCCUCAUGUCCCGGGAUGGCCGAGGAACAGGCUCCCACAAUGCAGUAGUGGACACCCUGGGCAAUCUUUCAUCACCAAAUGAUCUGCCAGAGGGUUGGGAAGAACGAAGAACCACUGCAGGUCGCCUAUACUAUGUCAACCAUCACGACCGCACCACCACCUGGGAGCGACCCACACUGCCAGCACAUGCAUUAGUGGAGUGCAGGCGGCCUGACAAGACGUACACGUGUCCAUGUGCCAUCUAUGUCUUCCUCUCGUCUGUCUUCUCCUGUGUUGCUCCCAGUGCCUCCAACUCCCACUCCUGCUCAGAUUGUCCCUCCUCCUCCUCGUCCUCUUCCUCCUCAUCUUCCUCCACCUCCUCCUCUGCCUCUCACACAUGUGCCAGAGGUUGUGCUCACGCAUGCCCUUCAUCUUCUGCCUCUUCUGGCUGCACCAGAUGUUCUAGUCACACCCAGCCUUCCACCUCCUCAGCUCCCUCUAAUUCUGUUCGAUAUCAUAAAUCUUGCUCUCACCAUAACUCUCACUCGCGCACUUCAUCAUGUGCACAAACCCCUUGCAAAAGUGUGUGUAGUGGGGUUUGUCCUCCCUACACAACCUCUGGUUCCCCAUGCACUGGGCCCUCCCCUUCCUCCAAGUCUGACCCAACCAAGCCCUCACGACACAGUGCCAUGUGUUACAGGCCAGGCAACACUAGUGUUUUGGGCUCUCCAAGCAGACAUUCCACUUGCUCCAACACUGUCCCUACUAGUACAACUUCCAGCACUUCAGUUGGAGGAAAUAUUGUACUUAGCAACCCCAAUACAAGUUCAGAUGUACCACAAGAAGGAACUCCAGUCAGACGAGAACCUCGAGACAGAGAGCAUCGAAGAAGCCGGGCAGAAAGUGUGGAGCGUGUCAGCCAGCGAGAUGCUGGGGAGGGAAGGCAGAAUCCAAGCUCUGUUCGUAGACGUUCUGCACGCCACCGUCAUUAUCUUUCUCGCAACCAGCUCCAUCAGCCUCCAGACCUUCCUGAAGGAUUUGAAAUGCGCACCACACAACAAGGACAAGUGUACUAUUACAAUGUGCACACUGGGACCUCCACUUGGCAUGACCCCAGGGUGCCAAGGGAUCUUGGAAAUGUCAAUAUAGAUGACCUAGGACCUCUGCCCAGUGGCUGGGAGUUGAGGCACACCCCUAGUGGGCGGCCAUAUUACUUGGACCACAUAAAUCGCACUACUCAGUUCACCGACCCAAGGCUCUCUGACAGUCUUAUUCUCAGUAAUAUUCUCAGGUCUAGAAAUGAAGGAAGCAACAGGACAAGUGUCAUAGAAACUGGAGGCAGCAGUGACCCAAUAAUCAUUAAUACCAAUGAGAGUCCUGUGCCAACAAACAGUAUUUCAAAUGGUAGAAGUAACAGAACCUCCACUAACAGCAGACAAAGCAGUUCUUCCCGUAGUAGAGGUCCAUCUCCUGAGGCAAAUACCUCAGGAGCAACUAUAUCAGAUAAUGUGCCUAAUAAUGAAGAUACCAAUAACUCAGUUGUUAAUAGUAAUCCUGUUAGUCCCACUUCUGUGCCUACUAGCGUUAAUAAUAGCCUCAAUGUAAGCAGUGAAAGAAGUGGUGUAACUACCACUAGUGUGAGCAGCAGCAAUACUGUGGUGCUCCAGAACAACAGCACCAACUUGCAGAUGAGCACUAGCAAUAAUACUCCUGGACCCAAGGAACCAGCUGUGAUAGAAAUGGAUAGUGAUUGUCUGCCCAAGUAUAAACGUGAUUUAGUAGCUAAGAUGAAGGUGCUGAGAGCAGAACUUCAGUGCCUCCAGCCCCAAAGUGGUCAUUGCCGUCUUGACAUUCCACGUGGAGAAGUGUUUGAAGAAUCUUACAGACAAAUCAUGAAAAUGAGACCAAAGGACCUUCGUAAGAGGCUAAUGGUUAAGUUUAAGGGUGAAGAAGGACUAGACUAUGGUGGUGUUGCACGCGAGUGGCUGUACCUUUUGUCCCACGAGAUGCUCAACCCCUACUAUGGAUUGUUCCAGUAUUCAAGGGAUGAUAUCUACACACUACAAAUCAAUCCAGACUCUAGUAUUAAUCCAGAACAUUUGUCCUACUUUCAUUUUGUUGGCCGAGUCAUUGGGAUGGCAAUCUUCCAUGGACAUUACAUCGAUGGAGGUUUCUCAAUGCCAUUUUACAAGAUGUUGCUGAAUAAGUUAAUAGUAUUGGAUGACAUUGAGGCAGUUGAUCCUCAAUUGCACUACUCCCUCAACUGGAUGUUAGAAAAUGAUAUUACUGGUAUCAUUGAUCAUACAUUUGCUGUUGAACAUGAGAGCUUUGGAGUUCUUCAAAUGAAAGAGCUGAAGUCUGGUGGUAGCAAUGUUGUUGUUACUGAAGAGAAUAAGAAGGAAUAUGUCAAACUUUAUGUCAACCAUAGAUUUAUGCAGGGUAUAGAGCAGCAAUUUGCAGCUCUCCAGAAAGGCUUCACAGAAGUGGUGCCUCAACACUUACUGAAGCCUUUUGAUGAAAGAGAAUUGGAACUUAUAAUUGGGGGCUUAGGAAAAAUAGAUAUUGAUGACUGGAAAUCCAAUACAAGACUUAAGCACUGCACUCCAGAGACACCAAUUGUUGGGUGGUUCUGGCAGAUAGUUGACUCAUACACAGAAGAAAUGAGAGCAAGGUUGCUGCAGUUUGUGACAGGUUCUUCACGUGUUCCUCUUCAAGGCUUCAAGGCACUGCAAGGAUCCACAGGUGCUGCUGGACCGAGGCUCUUCACAAUUCAUCAGAUUGAUGCUCCUACAGAAAAUCUACCCAAAGCUCACACUUGCUUCAAUCGCAUCGACCUUCCCCCAUACGAGUCAUAUGGCAAGAUGCUGGAGAAGCUGACUCAGGCUGUGGAAGAAACAUGCGGGUUUGCUGUUGAAUGAAUUGUGGUUGCCGUAUUUUUGGGCAUAGAUAUUGUUAUGUUUUCAUACAGAUUCUGUAUGUAAUAGUUGUAGACAUAUCUGUCAAAAAUGUCCAUUGUUGGAACAUGGAAAAAUUAUUAUUUGAUGCAUUACAUGAGUUCUAUGAACUGUGGAAUGUCCAAGUUGUUGUUUCAAGUGCUUUCUAUUCAUAUUUCUAUGAAUUAGACUGAAAUUUUACUAACACAGCACUCUCCUUAUCUUUUUUUAUUAUAUACACAGAAAGCAAAAAGUUAAUGACAAUAUGUUGAUUAACAUCAGCAUAUCAUGGGUGUCUUCCCUUAGUGAUGAUAAGGAGAUUCCAACUAUGCUUCAUAUGAUUUAUAAACUGGGGUACACUCAGUAUUUUAGUCAUUUCUGAAUAAACUGUGAUAGCAAUACAGUUCUAACUUCCAAGGCAGUGGCACACAUGUACAGACGCAUUUUUGAUACUUAUAAUGCAAGUGAAUUGUGAGCUUGAUCCAGGGAUUUAAUUUAUUAUAAGAAUCAAUCCUUAGAAAGUCAUUGCUCACUUCAGCUGUAAACAUUUAUAGGCUUUGGUAAUGCUGUGGCCAAGAAAGGUCUAUUUUUAUUGAGAAUUUUAUGUACAUUUCUCACAUAUCAAAAUGUAUAUUGAGAAUAGGAAAUAGGUCUUACUGCCAAAACCAAGAGAAAUACAACUUCCCUUAGAGUAAUUGUAUAGCAAACUACUCAGUUUUGUGAAUAAAAUAUUCCUCAUAAAUAUAUACACACACAUAUUGUUUUCAGAUAAGUGCAAACACUGGCAAAAUACUUCAGUGAAGCGCGCGUGCGUGCGCGCGCGCACACACACACACACACACACACACACACACACACACACACACACACACACACACACACACACACACACACACACACACACACACACACACACACACACACACACACACACACACACA